AUGGAGAAGCACAAUGUGAAUGAUUUCGAGGAGCCCGGCGAGAGUUUAAAACACAAAAUCGAAGAUGAAGACGAUGCGGAGAAGCUAUUGUGUGGAUAUGGAGCUUGUACUCCCAGAUGGCUUCAGGGAUUCCAUAAUGCAAAAUGUUUGCUGUUAGUUCUUGGAAUAUGCGCUUUUAUUCAGAGUUUUGUUGUAAAUGCCAUUUUUCCUGUUGGUUUAUCAACAUUGGAAAGAAGAUUCAAAAUGACAAGUACCCACACCGGAAUCAUUUCUAGUUGGUAUGACUUUGCAGUCCUCCUUGUCGUUUUUCCAGUAUGUCACUGGGGAAACAACGGACACAAAGGACGUUGGAUCGGUUGGGGUGGUGUGAUCAUGGCCUUGGGAUCUUUAAUUUGUGCUCUUCCUCACUGGAUGGUUGAUAUCUACCAUCCAGACGGAAACUCUCUAGCGAAUCAAACCGAUUUCGGACAAUGUACAAACAGAGAUGACCCUGAAUGUGCUGGAAAACCUCACUCCUCUUGGUUUAAUCCAUAUUUCUGGAUGUUUAUUCUGGGACAAACACUUCAUGGCGUCGGAUCGACUCCUCUUUUCUCCAUUGGAACCACUUAUAUGGAUGAGAAUGUAUCUCAGAAGGCGUCACCAGUGUAUCUCGCAAUUCAUGCUGUUCUAACUUCUUUUGGUCCAGUUAUAGGAGUUUUCGCAGGAGGAUUUCUUUUGAAUCUUUAUGAUGAUUUCGAUCGAGUUGAUACAAUCCCAAUGGAGAGAUCCGAUCCAAGAUGGGUCGGUGCUUGGUGGGUCGGAUUUAUUAUUUCGUCAAUUUCGGCUUUAAUGAUUGCAUUCCCUAUUCUGGCAUUUGCUCGGGAACUUCCAGAAGCAAAGAGACAUCGAGCCAAAGAUGUGAAUCAAUGUCAUGCAGCUAAUGGAGAUGUUAAUGCAAAAGCACCAAGAGAUUUAACAAAAUUGCCAGCUUGUGUUUGGAAAAUCCUAUCCAACCCAACCUUCCUAGUCUGCAUCUUUGUGGGAAUCUUUGAAUCCAUCAUCAUCAAUGGAUUCGCUGCAUUUAUGCCUAAGAUUCUCGAGACAUUGCUGUCCACGAAUCCAACUCUGGCUUCUUAUCUUUCAUCCGUUGUAAUUUUUGCUGCUGCUACCGGAGUAAUGGUUGGAGGAACGAUUAUUCGCCAGCUGAAACUUCAGGUCGGAGGGAUGCUCAAGAUGAUUGUUGUGUGCCAUGUGAUAGCCUUGAUUUUUACAACUGGAUUGUUGAGUCAUUGUCCACAAAGAGAGUUUGUUGGAAUCAAUUUGGGAUAUGAAGAUUUAAGCAUCGAGAAGUCGCACGACUUCAGCAUUUCCUCCAGAUGCAACUCAGAAUGUCACUGUAAGAUGGAAUGGAAUCCAGUUUGUGAUCGAAACACAGGACACAUGUACUACUCGGCAUGCCACGCUGGAUGCACAGGAAUGACAAAGAAUCAGGGAUCAACCGAAUGGUCUGGUUGUGGAUGUCUGACUUCGAAUAGUACAUUCCACAAUUUGAUUCAUGGAAUCAAAGAGCAUCCAGAGGUAUUAAAUCAAGGAUACUGUCAUCAAGACUGUGGCUAUAGAGAGUAUAUUCUAAUGGUUACACUUUUCGUCACUGUUGUUGCUAGUUUUGCUUCUGGAAUCCCUACUCAACAAAUCAUGCUCCGAGUAGUUCCAUUCGAUCAAAGAACCCUUGCUCUUGGUGUCAAUUGGACUUUUGUUCGUCUUUUGGGAUUCAUUCCAGGUGGAAUAUUGUUUGGAGUCAUUAUCGAUACAGCCUGUUUGGAAUGGGGAGAGAGUUGUGGAAAAGCUACUUCAUGUCUUGUUUACGAUCCCUUCAAGCUUAGUUGGACAAUCACUGGACUAGGUAAACUGAUUCGGAGAUCGUAUUUUUUUUUCAAUAUUCAAUUUUCAGCCAUUGUCUGCAAACUUCUCUCAAUACUCGCCACAAUCAUCGGUUAUAUGACAUACCGUCCAUCAGACCUGGAUAACGCUGGCUCCAUCCAAACCGUCGACAGUCAUUGUCAUACUGCUCUUCAUCUCGUUGUUAACGACGAUCGCCUUCCCGAACAAGCCAUCAUACAUGCCAGUUACGGUCACAUGUGA
This is a messenger RNA of Caenorhabditis briggsae, 2121 nucleotides long. Gene Ontology annotation, molecular function: protein binding. The transcript is spliced from 10 exons. Gene Ontology annotation, biological process: sodium-independent organic anion transport; transmembrane transport. NCBI's taxonomy places the organism in Eukaryota, Metazoa, Nematoda, Chromadorea, Rhabditida, Rhabditidae. The coding region runs from base 1 to 2121 and encodes 706 amino acids. Gene Ontology annotation, cellular component: membrane. The record is from RefSeq and is a predicted model, not a curated record.